AAAAGAAAAAUGGAAAUAUGGGCACUUUACACCUGUAAAUAGACAAAAGCCGAACGACAGUCGACAUGAACGUCGCCAAUGUGGCCUUUUAUGGGUGUGCGCUUGGUCUUCUGGCGAUGGGUUUGAAAGAGAUGUUGUCGGGAUUCGAAGAGAAUAGGUGCAGCAUGACCUAUAUGUUCGAGUAUCCCGAGUACCGGCGUGUGGCCCUGCCCCGACGCGUGGCCCGUCUGUACCCCGCAUAUGGGCUCUAUCUGUACGGGGAGGGCCAGUACGCUCAGGAAACCCGUGGACUCAAGCUGACCGGUGCCCCUGUUCUUUUCUUGCCUGGAAAUGCAGGCAGCCACAAACAAGCCCGCUCCCUGGGUUCAGUGGCCCUGCGCAAGGCUGAGGCCCUGGAGGGAGGGAUCCACCUUAACGUGUUCACCAUCGACUUCAACGAGGAACUUGUAGCCCUAUACGGAGGCAGCCUGCACCGGCAGACACACUUCCUGCAUGAGUCCAUCAAGGCCAUCCUCCGCCUCUACAAGGACAAUAAGACGCCACCUCAUAGUGUGGUGUUGGUAGGUCAUUCCAUGGGGGGAGUGGUAGCCCGAGCCCUCUUCACCCUGCCACGCUUCAGCCCCAGCCUGGUCAGCCUCAUCAUCACCCAGGCAUCCCCUCACCAGGCCCCCGUGCUGUCCCUUGAUACAAACCUGCUGGAGUUCUAUUCUGCUGUAAGACAGCGGUGGGUGGUUCAGGCAGACGACCUGCGCAACGUGACCGUUCUCUCCGUGGGGGGCGGUUAUCGUGACUACCAGGUGCGCUCCGGACUCACAGUCCUGCCUUGCCCCCGCAAUGACCCCACUAAGCUGUCUCUGGUGGCUACUGCAGUUCCUAGGACAUGGGUGUCCACAGACCACCUGUCCAUUGUAUGGUGUAAAGAGUUGGUUCUAGCCACUGUGCGUGCUUUCUUUGACCUCAUCGACCCUGAAACGGGACAGUUUUCAGAUGAUCCGGAUAGGAGAACAGCUGUUCUGAACCAUCACUUUAUCAGACAUCCUGUUCGUCUGCUGAGUGAAGCGCUAGAGACGCCCAUCACCCUCACAGGAUCUCCUGAAGCGUGGAGUGAGGUGAAUACUCUACGUCUGGCGUACAGCUCCCCAAAAGAAGGACAAGCCAAGUAUUUCCUGUUUGCCCUCUCCAGUCGCAGAAAAGCCUACAGCCACUUCUACUGUCGCAAUAGCAACCUGGAAAUGACCAGCUGGGUUUACGGAUGUACACAGAUGAAUGGGUCAAUCUGUGUGCAGGGAGUAGAUCUAUCUCUGGGAACAGAACUUCUUCCAGCUUACAAGGUUCUGAUCCUCCAACUCAGUGAGCUGUCAACAGUCUCUCACCUCGUUGUGGCUGCCUCCAACCUCAACGGUAGACAGUUCACCGUGGAGUGUGAGUGGCAGCGACAGGAGUCUCAGACCAUCUCCUUGGCAGCACCGCAUGUUCUCUCCUUCGGCAUGACCGUUGGAGAUGUCACUCUGAGCUCCACCGGACUUCUGCACACUGUUGAGCUGCAGCACUUUCACCAGGUCUAUCAAGCUUUCAGAAUCUCAGUAAUAAGCCAGUGCAAGGUAACCAAAGCGGACAGGCUGCCGAAUGUCUACAGAAUAAAGGUGCCGUGGUUUAGCGAGGACUCUUUUACCAUGUCAAGCGUUCCAUCGAUAACAGAGAUAUCGGGCAUGCUGCACACAAGUCGUCCUGACAACACCACUGGUGUCCUCCUGCAGCUCCACACUGCCCCCAACUGCCAGUAUAAGGUACUUGUAAGAACGUCCUUUCCCAAAGUACUGGGACAGGUGCUGAGGUUCUGCGGUCCUGUGUUGCCUGUUUACACAGCUGUAGUGCUCCUACUGGCCUGUGGUGGGCAGUUCUCCGCUAUAGUAAGGACAGGGCACCCCCUACCGAUGAACCAGGCUGUGGUCAGAGCCCUGCAGCCCCACAAGGUGGAUCUACCGGUUUACCUGCUGCACCUGCUGCUCAGGCAUAGCUGGUUCCAGGAUGGUUGGUCCACUCUUCAUCUUCCAUCCUUGGAUGCACUGCCCUCCACCUCACCUGAUGGUACAUCCCAGGAGAAGGUUCCCCCAACUGAAGACUGGCCACGGCUCCUGUCCCCCCUGCUGUAUAUUCUGGGUGCGUCUGUGGCCUUUUGGGGCAGCGCACUGCUUCGCCUCACUCUAUGGCUGCUCUCAUUACUAUUGGCCCCUAUGCACAGGCCAUCGGUGUCUCGAGACUGCGGCACCCUGCGUAGAUGGACUCAGAUCCUUCUCAUCCUGUGUCUCAGUAUGUUGGGCGGGGCUUCCUGUGGAGCCCUGUCAAUCACCGUCGCCUUCCUGCUCCAUCUUUACCGAGUGCUGAGGCUGCAGAUGACUGAGUGGUCUCUGAGUCACAUGCUGAAUCUGGCGCCUGAUAAACUGAGAGAUAAAGAAAACCGAACUGGGAACGGAGCUGGGGACAGUGGGGCUCUGAACAGUAGACCAAAAGAAUGUAAUGGCUCCCCCUUGCUGUCAGAGUCAGUGCUGCAGGAUGUGAGAGACGACCUGCAGCUUCACACCAGCCUGUCUGCUCUCCUGACUCUGCCGGUCAUGCUCUGUGCUCCAUCACUGAUUCAUUGGACCCGCAACCUCAGAUAUUCAGCUGCUCGGUUGGAUCCUGACCCUUGCUGGCCACACACUGUGCCUCUCCUCAUCGCCUCUGUGCUACUCAUCAACUGUAACACUCUGACUCUCAGCUACAGUAAGACCCUGCCAAUCACAUCCCGUCUACUGCUGCCUCUCUCUGUUGCCAUGGUGGCAUUCUCUCCACUCCAUCUAUACCGAGUUACCUACUUCCUGUCUGCAGCUCUUAUUCCACUGUCGGUUUCCUGUCUCUUCUGAGCUCCGUUGGUACUUGCGCUGGACUUCACACUCCGCAGACUCUCAGAAACGGGUCAGGUGCACAAACUACUUUUUCAGGUCAUGAACAGGGGAGUCAUUGGUAACCCUACAGCAGGGCCAUACACAUAGAAAGUUCUAUCCAACAAAUCUUGGAUCCAGGCAUCCCAAAACAAAAUGCGCAUUCCUUUUUUAGGGGAAUCGAGUUGUCAUGGUGAGAUUGAUGUCAAUAAGGCUUCUCUUUGAAUUAUUCGUUUUAAACAGUGUUUGCUUUUCUCUAUAUGUGGCCCUGUCUUUGAGGAGCAUCACAUGUUCAAUACUCCCUUAUAAAUGAUACUCCUUAUACUAGUGGUUCUCAACAGGGUAUUGCUCUCAUUGUUUGUGUAAACUGUCAUUUACAUUACUAUUGGGGUAAUGGUGAGUAUAACUGGAUUUGUACAGUAUGUUUAUUGGUUGUCCCUUCAAACAGACAUAGAAAUGUUCACCCAUUCCCCCCAUUGCUUCUUAACAUCUUGGGUCAACAUUUUUGAUAUUAUCAAUAUUUAAUUGAUCCCACAGUCAUUAAGCUAGCUACCUUUACUCUGUCAAUACUAAGGCUUUAGCUGUUGAAUGUUGGACAUUUUAAUAAUACAUUUACAGUUGCAAACCAACCAAGAAUUUACUGUAUGAGUUUUCAUAUUUAAAAAAAUCAUGUUUAGAAAUUUUAUAUCGGUAACAUAAAAAAAAAAGGAUUUUGAAGUUCACAGAAAUAAGGUAUUUAACUAGAAAAUCUUGAAUGUUACCAGUGUACUUCCUUCCUCUGCCAUCCUAGGUGAUGUCAUGCAAGAUGACCUUGGCUAAGACUCUGGUCUCAUCACCCUAAUGACAGUGUACAGACUUGAAAGGGGGAGUUAUCCUAAACACUAAAAACACAUCUUUGAUCUGUGUAUGGAUUUGUUUUGUAUUCUGUAGUUUCAGUAUCUCAAUUUCUUCAGUCCUUCUUCUGGUGCACCUAGUGAGGCGUUAUUGAAAUUUGAGCUCAUAAUUGUAUAACUGGUUCUUAGCCAAGUAUGCCAAUUAUUAUUUAGCAUGUGGCAAUAGGUAUGAAUGCUAUUGGAGUGACUAAAUCAUAAGUCUCAACAUAGACAAGCCUGCUAACUAGUCAGUUCUGCAAUGUUGUAGGAAGGUUAUUGAGUUGGAUGCUAUUCAAUAUCAUGUCACUAGGGGGAUAAUGUUACAUGCAUAUCGCAACAACUAUCAAAGCAGUUUUGCUAUGCAUCGCUAUGGGUGGUGUCAAGGUUGUCAUUAUCAGUACUUGAGUAUUUUAAUUGUGGUUUUUACUAAAAAUGUUUUUACUAAAAAUGUCUUCAGCUUAAAGACCUUGUUUGAAAAUACAGGAUCUUUGUCCAGAACAGAGAUGUGGUUAAGAGGCCAUGGCCACUGAAGAGUUGUAAUUACUUGGACAACAAUAGCAUUUGGUUGUUCCGUGUGCCUCAAUGAGUUCCCUCACAUUUUCCUAAGUGGAUCUGUAGAGCCAUUGCUUCUGCUUUGAAAGACUGUUGACACCAGCCUGGUCUCCACAUGGCAAAUGCAUAUAAAUAUGUAUUGGCCCUCAUCGUAGCAAUGACUGCACAGGGUUGUAGAUGUUGAGAACUAUUGUAAGAAGCUCUAUUCCCACUGAUAAAUGAAGGCCCAAGAAAAGCACAGGCACCAGAAAUGCCUCUUGACUGUUGCACCCUCUGCUAAUUUGAGGUGUGUUUGUGGAUCCCUAAUCCUGUCAGCCAUAGUUCCACUCCUAUGUAUAAAACAAUGGAUUGUGGUAAUGGUGUUUUACAUGUUAGCCUCUAACCCUAACCCCUAUGGGUUUGUAAAAGUGUGUGUGUGUGUGUGCGCGCGUGUACAUGUAAGUUUGAUGCUCACCAGCACCCCGUGUCCCCAGCUCUGUUUGCAUCCCUUGGUCAAAGCAUCCUAGUGCCUUUCUCCCUCCCCUCCAUGCAUUCACUCUGCUAUCUGCCUGUCAAAGUAGACACUUCCCCAUCAGGCCGAAGAUUGUCUCAAAGACCAGCAUCUCUGACAAAUGACUCAUCUCAACCUCAACUAAGUGCAACAGCACAACAGUAGUGAGCAUUGCCAUGGCUUGUAGCUGUCUUAAUGCUUUUUUAUAACAGAUGUCACAAACAGAAUGGUUACAUGGAACGGAACAGGUUAGUGCAUGUUAUUUGAACACGUUUGAAUCAUUAGAGACAGGCUAUGAAUGAUCCACCUCUGUCCGUCCUAGCUAGCUUCAGCUUCGAGCCUGCUCUUGGGACCAAACAAAAUUAUAUAGCACAAACACACACUCAUACUUCACACCUUCCCGGAUGACACCCCUGUGUCACUUGCACUGUGAAUGUACCUGCACCCGUUUGUGUGCGUGUGAAUCUAAGACUGUAGGUAGUGGUGUAUACGUGGGCGCUUUUGUGUGUAAUAAACUAGUGAGUCUCUUUGUGGUGCAGUAUUAGUGCUUUGAAAUGCACACAUUCUGCCAAAUUACGUACGUGAAUUGUGACAAGAUUUAUAUAGCUGAAAUUUUGUUGUAAAUCUUAGAAGUGGGGAUUUUUUUUUUUCUAUGAAUAUGAUUGUGAUUUUUAUUGGUGUUCACUGUGACAGUGCCGUGAUUUCUAAAGUUGAAUAGACACCUUAAUGAACCCUGUUUUUCUACCAACCAAAGCUCUUGAAGCAUAGAAGCAUAAUACUUUCCUUGAAAUCUUUUUUUUUUUUUUUUUUUUUACGGAUGCUUGCAGUCAUAACUAUUUCAAGCAGGCGUACAGUAACUGUAUUCACGAUAUUAACUCCUGAAAAUGUAUGUCAUCACAAUUGGGUAAUUUAGUAGGUUGGCUACUUUUGGAAUGAUGAAUAAACAAGUGAAAUAGCCGAUAAUACAAAGUGUUUUUUAAUGUAAAAUUGCAUCCAGUUAAGUACAGUAUAUAGUAGUUGUAACUGUUCUGUUGCAACUAAAUACUUUAUAGACCCCAGCUAGAAACUUGAUAGAAUCCAACCCAGUACUUUUUUUCCCACAGUAAAUGGCCCAAUUCUUGUGAAAUAAAUAGUGUUAAAACACAUUCAUUAAGAAAUAAGAUUUUUCUGAUUACAAUUUUGUAUCAUAUUGCUGUGACAGUUCCUCCACUUGUUUGCUACCAAGUAGAAAGUGGAAAUUUACCACAAUGCAGAAAUCUGCUGGAAUGGCCCUUUUUACCUGUGGUGAUAUCUCAUGUCCCUUACUAUGGAAAUGCCUUUGAUUGGAGUAGUUAAAUACAUUUUCCAAAAAAGCAAACAGUAUGUUUGUUUUUUUAACACUAAUUGUUGCUAUACUUUUUGUUUAUGGUUGACACCGCUUGAUGGCAAUUUCAGCAUUUUUUAACAGGUUCAAUGCACAAUCAUGAAUCCACCUGCUAUUUAUGACUUCAUAACCGGUCCUUUUUUACAACCACUUGAUUAUGAAUGCUGCAUUAGAGAGGAUCUUUACAGAAAGGAGUACUUAAGUUAGGAAAACUGCUAUGUGCACUCUGUCAAAUCGCUCAAUCUCUGGCAAGCUGUCACUGAGCCUUCCCUAGCGUGCACACUGCCCCCUCGGGCAGGGUGUAUCUAAUUUAUGCCAGAGACAACCAGUCAACCAGUACAUGGGAAACAUCCAUCUUGGCAAAUAUAUGUAUUUGCGUGACUCCACUACUAAAAACGUAUUAAGAUGAUACCAAUUCAAUGAUUUGUCACUGUUCAAAUAGCAAUUUACUUUGUUGAAUGUUAUGCAUGUAUCACUCAUCCGUGAUCCCAACAAUCUCUGAAACCUUCCAUGCAUCUGUUUUCAGAAUUAUAUCUCUGUAUGAAGCCAGCAAAGCAUCAUAAAUAAUGUGUAAACCGGACAACUACCUUACUACCAUGAAAUAGUCAUUAGAAUUAAGCCCAUGCUAGCAAGACUGUAGACAAACUUGACACUGCCAAAGCUAACACUGUAGCCAGCUAACUUGAGCAAAGUUAGCUGGCUACAGCUAGCUAGAUGCCAUCAAUAUCAGCACCUAAUGGAUUGCAACUAAAAUAGUUAAUAAUGUUAACCUAACUAGCGUACUACAUUUCAUGGCACAGCAAAUGUUCGUUUUUUUUCAUAUGUGAAUGACAUUGCUGCAAUAGCUGUCAAACUUUGGUGAUGAUUACUGAGUUUUAAUUCAGUAAAGAAAACUUGAGAUUUCUGGUCUAUAUUACCCCAAAAGGCAUGCACAGUUGCAUAACAAAAAAAUCCACCGGUAAUGUUAGACCAUCCUGGAAAUGUUGGCAUACUAUUCCCAAUGCACUAUGGUUAUGGCCCUACUAAACGUGCUAUAUCAUAUACAGUGGGGGUUAUUACUUAAAAAUCAUACCAUGUGAUUUUCUGGAUUUUUGUUUUAGAUUCCGUCAC
Molecule: messenger RNA, 7308 nt
Organism: Esox lucius (northern pike)
Lineage: Eukaryota; Metazoa; Chordata; Actinopteri; Esociformes; Esocidae
Gene: pgap1
Product: post-GPI attachment to proteins inositol deacylase 1
Exons: 26
Coding region: 66-2903 (945 amino acids)
Biological process (GO): GPI anchor metabolic process; endoplasmic reticulum to Golgi vesicle-mediated transport
Cellular component (GO): endoplasmic reticulum
Molecular function (GO): phosphatidylinositol deacylase activity
Source: RefSeq, a predicted model, not a curated record